This is a messenger RNA of Lotus japonicus, 2100 nucleotides long. RefSeq names its product plant UBX domain-containing protein 8. Lineage: Eukaryota; Viridiplantae; Streptophyta; Magnoliopsida; Fabales; Fabaceae. The transcript is spliced from 11 exons. The record is from RefSeq and is a predicted model, not a curated record. Gene Ontology annotation, molecular function: ubiquitin binding. Bases 200 to 1987 code for a protein of 595 amino acids.
AACCCAACCAACCAACCAACCAACCGUCCUUCGUUCGUGUAUUCUUUUUCUCUACGCAAACCCAGAAAACAAACAAAGCUAAAUAUCUCUUUCUCUCUUCAACCCCAAAACAAAACUACACAUCCCUUGUUGUUCUUCUCCCUGAAAAUAUCUCUGAAUUGAUUUUGUAUUCGAUACAACACAAUUCAAUUGAAUUCCGAUGUCAAUGGCGAUGCCUAAUCAGGAAGCAAUUGACACCUUCAUCAACAUCACCGGCUUAUCUCAACCAAUCGCACUCCAGAAGCUCCAGGAGCAUGGGGGUAAUCUUAAUGAAGCUGUCAAUGCGCAUUUUAGUGAAGGAGACAGAGGUUUAUCUACCAGUGUGCAUAAUACCUCUGCUGUUGCUGCUGCUCUGCAAGAUGAUUUCAUGGAUAUAGAUGAUGAGCUUCAUGCUGAUGAACUUCGCGGACCUCUGCCUCUUUUAUCUUCUGCUAGAACUAAUCCCUUUUCUCUUCUCGAUCCAACACUUGGGAGAAGUAUAUUUGAUUCUCAUCUUGAUCCAACAACCCAAGCACCGUUUGUUACCCUUCCGAGAGAGGUGAGAGAGAUUCCUAUAGAGGUUAAGGAUGGCAGUCAAUCUGCACCUCAAGGUAGCCAUGAUCCGAGUCCAACUAUCGAAGAUGUCACUGGAAGUGUUCAAGCAAAUGGUCCCGAUAUUCAGGGGAUUAUCAGACUUGAUGAUGAAGAUGAUGACGACACACUAACUACCCGGACUGCACAUCAGGAUGAGCAACACAAUAUCUUGGGUGAUACUUCACGUGACCAAAGUGCUAUGCCCAGUGCUCCUAGGUUUGAGAAUUUGCCAGAUUAUAGCAAUGACAUAGAAGAAGAAAUGAUCCGCGCAGCAAUUGAGGCUUCUAGACGGGAAGCUUCUAGCCUUGGCAGACAAACUGAUUUAAGUGAAGCGGGGCCUCAGUCAAUGCAAUCAGAUUUGGAAGAUCCUGAGCUUGCCCAUGCAGUUUCACUGUCUCUGAAGGCACCUGAGCAAGAGAAAGCAUUGCGCAAGCAAGGAGGGGAGGAUGGGGAUGUUGGAGCAUCAACAGGGCCAUCUAAGUCAUCUGAAGUUGAACUACAGGAAAUGACAUCAAAUGAAAGACUGCAGACAGGAAGCUCAUCCUUCCAAGAUGAAGGUGAAGACUUAGAAGAGCAACCUCUGGUUAGGAACAGGUCUAGGCGAACAACUUUGGGCUCGUCAAGGUCAGCCAAUAAUGAUGAAGUCAUUGAGGCCAGUACACCACCAGCAGCUGUUCAGCAGGAUGACAGCAAUCUUCCUCAGCAAAAUGACGAUUCCUUCCCCACUGAUGAGUGGGGUGGCAUUUCUUCUGAGGAGCAUGAUGAAGCAGUUAUGCUUGAGGCAGCAAUGUUUGGUGGAAUCCCCGAAGGGCGUCAGUAUCCCUAUGCUUUUGCACCACAUGAGUUCAUGCAGAACAGGGGUAUUUAUCCUCGGCCAAUGCCUCGUCCACCUUCGCCAUCAUUGACAGCUCAGCGUUUAAUAAGGGAACAACAGGAUGAUGAAUAUCUUGCAUCACUACAAGCAGAUAGAGAAAAAGAAUUGAAAGCCAUCGAAGAAGCCGAGGCUGCUCGUGAAGAAGAAAAGCGGAGAGAGGAAGAAGCUCGCAGGAAAUUACAGGAAGAGCAGGAAUUGGAAACACAGUUGGCAGCAAAAGAAGCUUCCCUACCAUCCGAACCAUCCUCUACUGAUGAGAAUGCUGUUACCUUGCUAGUAAGAAUGCCAGAUGGUAGCCGCCGCGGACGCCGAUUCCUUAGAUCUGAUAAGCUACAGUCUCUUUUCGACUUCAUAGAUAUUGCUAGGGUGGUGAAACCUGGAAGUUACAGACUGGUGAGACCUUAUCCUAGGCGUGCUUUUGGUAAUGAAGAAAGUGCAUCGAUACUGGAAGAGCUUGGCCUAACCAACAAGCAAGAAGCCUUGUUUUUGGAGUUAGUCUAAUGCCCUGAAGCAUAUUUCUGGAAAACCAUUAAUUGAAGCUUUUAGUUAUUAAAUUAUGGAUCCUUACACAUGAUGAUAUGGAAUUUCCACCUGGUUUGUGUUGUUUGGGUAAA